UAUUUAUAACAAUUUCUUAAGGACUGAAGUGAAAUAUAUCCAAUCACAGGGGGCGAGAAACCUCAAAAUUUCGAUUAAACCAACAAAAACUUCCCUGGUAAGAAUAACACCGCUGACCGGGAAAUUUUAGAGAAAAGCACUGUAGAGAAAGCUAAACAAUGUUCAUUUUGCGCUUCAAGAACAAGCAAUAACUUGUUAAACCCACUUUCAUUUCUAUAGUUACCACGAUUUUCCCUAUCUUGUAGUGAUCAGAUCAUAUAUUCUUGAGUUUGUGCUUUAAGUGAAUCUAAAUCUACCCCAGUUGUAGAAAUGUCGAAAUCAUCAACUUCAAAAUUUGUUCUGAAUAACCUUUAUCACUAUAUUUCAUCAAAACCCCCUCAUUUUUCAAACCCAAAUGGUAUAUCUCAUUUCCUUUCUAAUCAUUCCAAGAUUAUCGAAAAGCCCUUUGUUAAUCCGUGGGUUUCAAAUUCCCUUUUCUCAUCUUCACCGUUUUCACGGGUUUCGCAAAACCCUAGCAAGAAUUUAGACCCACUAUUAGGGUUUAGGUACUUUUCAUUGAAAAAAAUGAGUAGUGGGGGUUUUGGGAAAAAUGUGUUGAAGAAACCUGUUAUAGCUGCAAAGGACACGGUAUCGCGGUAUAGGGGUGCUGUAGGUUUGCAAAUUGAGGCAUUUUGGAAGAGCAAUUCUUUGGUGUUGUUUGGUGCAGCAGGUAUUAUGGUGUGCAUUUUGCUAUGGAGGGUUUUGUUUGGAAUUGCUACUACUUUUAUUGGAUUGUCUGAAGGCAUGGCUAAGUAUGGGUUUCUUGCUCUUUCAUCCGCCAUUGUCGCGUUUGCUGGCUUGUAUCUUCGCUCAAGAUUUACCAUCAACCCUGAUAAGGUGUACAGAAUGGCAAUGAGAAAACUUAAUACAGAAGCUGGAAUUCUUGAGGUUAUGGGUGCUCCACUCUCUGGAACAGACUUGAGAGCAUAUGUCAUGUCAGGAGGUGGUAUUAUCCUUAAGAACUUCAAGCCACGGUUUAGGGGCAAAAGAUGCUUUCUGAUUUUUCCAAUACGAGGUUCUGAGCGGAAAGGUUUAGUAAGUGUCGAAGUCAAGAAUAAGCAAGGCCAGUAUGAUAUGAAAUUAUUGGCAGUAGAUAUACCGAUGGCCUCCGGACCUGACCAACGUCUAUUCCUGAUUGGUGAUGAAGAAGAGUACAGGAUUGGUGGUGGUCUUAUUGCUGAGCUAAGAGAUCCUGUUGUUAAAGCAAUGGCAGCAACUAAGGAGUUUGAAGAUCGCGAUGAUUUGGAGGAUAAAGAGGAUGCUGAAAGAGAACUUCAAGAAGCCGAGAGAAAGCACCAGGAAGAAAUUGAAAAGCUUGAAAAAGGUGAUUCGAGAUGAUUAAGCUGAAGUAUUUUUUUUUUUUUGUAUCCAUUACCUCUUUGGUUUACGGUGGAGUUGUUUACUAAGGCAGUGUACUGAUUGAGCAUUCAAAGACUAACAAUGCUCUAACUGUUGAGUUUGCAAGUUCCCCUUACCUCUCGGUGAAUUAACAAACUCUUUGGCAUGCACAGGCGGGAAAAUUAGAUCAUACACGCAGAAUUUUCUGUAAUGGUUCGUUGUUGACCAAUAAGUAUGUUAUUGGAGGUACCAAUCCAAAAUGUAAUCGUUGUUUUAUUUCAAUUUUCAACCUUGUGGGCC
Lycium barbarum (goji berry) is the source of this 1677-nucleotide messenger RNA. RefSeq lists its product as uncharacterized. The transcript has 3 exons. Gene Ontology annotation, cellular component: intracellular membrane-bounded organelle. Lineage: Eukaryota; Viridiplantae; Streptophyta; Magnoliopsida; Solanales; Solanaceae. The record is from RefSeq and is a predicted model, not a curated record. Bases 310 to 1377 code for a protein of 355 amino acids.